Messenger RNA from Branchiostoma belcheri (Belcher's lancelet), 2354 nucleotides. RefSeq names its product mucin-5AC-like. Lineage: Eukaryota; Metazoa; Chordata; Leptocardii; Amphioxiformes; Branchiostomatidae. The transcript is spliced from 4 exons. The record is from RefSeq and is a predicted model, not a curated record. Bases 1 to 2235 code for a protein of 744 amino acids.
AUGGUUUCUGAGAACGCUACAGCUUCGACACCAGAGUUCGGCACAACUUGGGAGAACGCUACAUCGGAGCCCAACACAACUUUUGAAAACGUUACAACCUCAACAGAAGAGUUCAACGCAACUUUUGAGAACGUUACAACAGUAACAUCGGAGUCCAACACGAUUUUUGAGAACGCUACAACCCCAACCACAGAUUUCAACACAACUUUUGAGAACGCUACAACCUCAACAGCAGUGUUCAACACAACAUUCGAGAACGUUACAACCUCAGCAGGACAAUAUAAUGCCACUGUUACAUCGACAGAACAGGCAGCUUUUACCGCAACCGUACAACCAACAACAUCAUCUGUUACAGCUGUACCUCCGAUACAACAACCAACUACGACCUCUGCACCAGCUGUGACCCCGACAGAACUGCCAACUACAGCCUCUGGGAUAGUUAUAACAUCAACAGUACAGCCAACCUAUGCAUCGUCUGUAGCCUCCACAGAACUGUCAACUACAGCCUCCGAAACUGGUAUACCGUCGACAGAACAGCCAACUACAGCCACUGAGACAGCUAUACCGUCAACAGAACAGCCAACUACGACCUUCGAGACAACUAUACCAUCGACAGAACAGCCAACUACAAACCAUGAGACAGAUAUACCGUCUACAGAACAGCCAAGUACAACCUCUGAGACAGCUAUACCUUCAACAGAACAGCCAAGUACAACCUUUGAGACAGCUAUGCCGUCAACAGAACAGCCAACUACAACAACUGAGACAGCUAUACCUUCAACAGAACAGCCAAGUACAACCUUUGAGACAAUUAUGCCGUUGACAGAACAGCCACUUACGACCUUUGAGACAGCUAUGCCAUCGACAGAACAGCCAACUACAACCACUGAGACAGCUAUGCCAUCGACAGAACAGCCAACUACAACCACUGAGACAGCUAUGCCAUCGACAGAACAGCCAACUACAACCACUGAGACAGCUAUGCCAUCGACAGAACAGCCAACUACAACCACUGAGACAGCUAUGCCAUCGACAGAACAGCCAACUACAACCACUGAGACAGCUAUGCCAUCGACAGAACAGCCAACUACAACCACUGAGACAGCUAUGCCAUCGACAGAACAGCCAACUACAACCACUGAGACAGCUAUGCCAUCGACAGAACAGCCAACUACAACCACUGAGACAGCUGUGCCAUCGACAGAACAGUCAACUACAACAACUGAGACAGCUAUACCAUCGACAGAACAGCCAACUACAACCACUGAGACAACUAUGCCAUCGACAGAACAGCCAACUACAACCACUGAGACAGCUGUGCCAUCGACAGAACAGCCAACUACAACCACUGAGACAGAUAUGCCAUCGACAGAACAGCCAACUACAACCUUUGAGACAGUUAUGGCGUCGACAGAACAGCCAACUACAACCACUGAGACAGCUGUGCCAUCGACAGAACAGCCAACUACAACCACUGCGGCAGCUGUGCCAUCGACAGAACAGCCAACCACUGAGACAGCUAUGUCAUCGACAGAACAGGCAACUACAACCUCUGAGACAACUAUACCAUCGACAGAACAGCCAACUACAACCUUUGAUACAACUAUACCAUCGACAGAACAGGCAACUACAAUUACCUUUGAGACAGUUAUACCGACAGAAGAGCCACCUACAAACCCUGACACAGUUACACCGUCAACAGAACAGCCAAGUACAACCUCUGGUACAGCUAAAACGUCAACAGAACACCAAACUACAACAUCUGAGACAGAUUCACCGUCGACAGAACAACAAACUACAGCGUCUGUACUGUCGACAGAAGAGCCAUCUACAACCACCGUGACAGCUAUUCCAUCGACAGAACAGCCAACUACGACCUCCGAUACAACUAUAUCGUCAACGGAACAGCCAAGUACAACCUCUGACAUAGCUACAACCUCCUCAGAACAGCCAACUACAAGUACAACCCGUGACAAUGUGACAGCUGUACCGUCCACGGCACAACCAGCUACACCGGAAGUGACGACAUCAGGAAAUUACGUAGUGUUGUAUGCAGCCAUUGGAGGAUCUGUAGGAGCUCUUGCUCUCAUCUUUGCGAUCUUGGCCGUUUGUAUCUGCUGCAGACGUCACAGGAGAGGGAAAAGUACCCUUCAGCACGAGAAUGUCGGGCUGAACGAAGUGGAGAAGGCAAACAAGGACACUUUGGACCUGUACAACCCUGCGUACAGAAGUUGAGCACGGUUCUGGACACAACAGAUGACCAGUGGAAGAUAAUUUCCUUUCAUAUUUUUAUGUAUAUACUUUAGAUAUAUGUUUUACCUAAGUAAAGUAGACACUAUUUGUACAUGUACUUC